Messenger RNA from Zootoca vivipara (common lizard), 6642 nucleotides. It is a transcript of the gene CEP97, whose product is annotated as centrosomal protein 97. Gene Ontology annotation, biological process: negative regulation of cilium assembly. Lineage: Eukaryota; Metazoa; Chordata; Lepidosauria; Squamata; Lacertidae. Gene Ontology annotation, cellular component: centrosome. The record is from RefSeq and is a predicted model, not a curated record. Gene Ontology annotation, molecular function: protein binding.
UCUAGUUCCUAAAAUGCUGGAAAAAAUCACUCUUCGCGACGCUGCGGCCCCUUCAGAGUUUCUAUUGCCACCUGCUAUUUCUGAAAAUAGUUUUUUCCCUCAGUGGUUUUAACCAUCCAAUCAGCGUCCAGAGCCCGCCCCGUUGCCUAGCGUUGGGAGCAAGCGGGAAGUAUGGCGGCGGCACCAGCGGCGGCGGCGACAACGGAGGCGGCUAAGCCAGCCAUGGGCGUCAGGGAAGGUUCAUUAAUUAAUUGGUCAGGCCAGGGUUUACAGAAAUUGGGUUCAACUUUGGCCUGUGAUGCAGAUACACAUACUUUGAUUUUGGAUAAAAACCAGCUAAUUAAAUUGGAGCACUUGGAGAACUGCAAGAACCUGAUGCAGUUGUCAGUAGCCAGCAAUCGGUUGGUGCGGAUGAUGGGUGUAGCAAAGCUGACUCAGCUUCGAGUAUUAAACUUGCCUCACAACAGUAUUGGCUGUGUAGAGGGACUGAAGGAUCUGGUGCAUUUGGAAUGGCUGAACCUGGCAGGAAAUAACUUGAAGACUAUAGAUCAGAUCAAUACCUGCACAUCUCUUCAACAUCUUGAUUUGUCGGACAACAAUAUAUCCCAGAUAGGAGAUAUCUCCAAACUAUUAUUGUUAAAGACUCUGUUACUGCAUGGAAAUAUCAUAACAUCCUUGCGUACAGCACCUGCUUGCUUGCCUCAAAGUCUGGGUAUUCUUUCAUUGGCAGAAAAUGAAAUCAGAGACUUGAAUGAGAUUUCGUUCUUGGCUUCCUUUACUGAGCUAGAGCAACUGUCAAUAAUGAACAAUCCCUGUGUGAUGGCCACACCUUCCAUCCCAGGAUUUGAUUAUAGGCCAUAUAUUGUCAGUUGGUGUCUCAAUCUUAAAGUCCUUGAUGGCUAUGUGAUAUCUCAAAAAGAAAGCUUGAAAGCAGAAUGGCUUUACAGUCAAGGAAAGGGAAGAUCGUUUCGGCCAGGCCAGCACAUUCAGUUAGUUCAGUAUCUUGCCAGUGUUUGUCCUCUUACUAGUAUGUUUGGGCUCCAAACUGCAGAGGAUGCUAAACUGGAAAAAAUACUACAUAAGCAAAGGUUGCACCAGAGGCAACUGAUGUACCAAAGCCAAGCUGAUGAGCCACCUGUAUCUUCAACUUUGCAUAAAGGGCAGCCUGCUACCAGUGAGCCAAAUAGCCCUGUUCACAGGCCACAAAUAAUGACUGAAAGUGAACCUGUUACCAAAAAAAAUACAUGGGUUGCAACAAAAUCAAAUGAUGAUCAUUCCUAUGCAGUUAAAACUGUUUUCCCCUCAUCACUGCAAACUGAAAUAAGUAUUUCUAGAGAUCUCUACCUGGAUGACAUACAAACUGACGAGGAGAAGUUGAACAGUAGUCUUCUAUCCUCAGAGUCUACUUUUAUGCCUGUUGCAUCCGGCCUCUCCCCAGUGUCACCUACUACUGCGGAACUGAGACUUCACAGAAUGAAUAUUGAGACAGAAGGUAUGGAAGAUGCUGACUUUGAAUUUAUAAAAGAGGUUAAUAAACAAGGAACGCAGGAAACGACUUCUGUGAUUCUUGGGGAAUGUGCCAUCAAAUCAGCAGAGGCUGUGGAAACUCAAAAGGAAGAUCAAGAGGAAGGAAUAUUGUCUACUUCUAGUUUGCCAGUAGCCACCGCUACUUUUUCUGCUAGCAUUAGCAGUUGUCAAGUAUCCUCUGAAGACCAUGUUGAGCAUAGUGACCUUAAGCGAUCACAUACUCCGGAAGAGGGUGUUAUCAAAACUCUUUUCCCUGCCAAAUAUCCAGAAGAAUUGCCUGCUAGCGCAACUGCUACUUUAUUCCAAAAGUCAGAUAUGCUUGAAGAAAUGAACAGAGCAGCCACCAAGAUUCAAGCUUGUUGGAGAGGAUUUUACACGAGGAACUACCACCCCAGAGCCAAGGAAGUGCGUUAUGAAAUUCGACUUGGUAGAAUGCAGGAACACAUUAUACAUUUAACUGAAGAAGUAGACAAAUUAAGAAAGGAAAAAGAUGAGGAGAAACUUCAAAGACUUGUGCAAGAGGAAGCUGUAAAAUUCCUUUGGGACCAGGUUAGAUGCAUCCAGGAGUGGCAACUUUCAGUAAACUCACAUCUCACUACUUUCCAGCAGCAUAAUACUCCUACAUCAAGCAUUUUGGGUCCCUUCAAGGUCCAUAUAGACUCGCCUGGACUAAAUCAAGUACCUUCUCCUGUCAGCAGUUCAACCUGGUUUGUUUCAGCUACUGAGGCUUGUCAUCAGAAAUGCUUGCCAGAAUUUCCUGACUCGGGGUUCCAUUCCUGUGUGACUGACCAGAACUGCCUUCAUGAAUCUCAGUGCUGUGGAGAAAAUGUGGCAGAAGUAAAUGGUGACAGCUCUCUAGAGAAUUCUUUGAAAACGGUCAAACCAUGUGAAGAUUCUCUUUCCGAGUGCCCUUCAGCGGCUGAGGAGAUCGAACUGGACCACGAGAAAUGUUGUAAAGAGACUUUCAACAGUGAGCAAGACAGCAGUAGCCUUAUCCAGCAGUAUUUAAAAUCAGUUGAGCAGCUAGAUAAUGAUGACAAGACAAGUUGCAGCAAUGGAACAGGCAGCUGUAGGCCGAAUACAGCUGUCUCAUCAGAAGACCCGGAGGUGUUAUGCAAUGAUACAUCAGGCUCCCAAGAGGUGCUUGCAUCAGGACAAGGUGGAAUUGAUCAGCCAGAAAUCUGCAAUUUGAAUGCAGAAAGGGCAGAAGGAAAACAGACAGACUGUGACUCUUCUUUCCAGGCAUUUCCUGUUAGCAUAACAGUGUAGCAGGUAUUCCGUUAGAAAAGCCACAUUAAUAUGUUUUUGUUAUUGUUGUUUUCUAUGAGAUUUUUAUACAUUUUUGGAGACUUGUGCUCCUGCGCGUUAAAGCAUCUUAGAUUGUGAAUAGUUUUGCUAAUAAUCUAACCUCUGAUUGACACUGUGUUAAUCUGUAACAAGUAUGUUACACUACAAUGGACAUGAUGCACUUAAUUUUUUAUGUGAUCUGAACAGGUUUUUAUGAAAUAUAAUUUUGAAGACUCUUAACUACUUUUCUUAUUACCUUACUACAUGAACUAAGCAGUUCUCUUUUCCCAAAAUACUAAGCAUACAUGUGUGUUAUUAUCUUCAUUUUAAUAAACCAAUGGGAGUAAUUGAAAUACUGUAGUUAAAUUGAGUACUUAUAAUUUGAUGGAUAUACAAGGUCAAGACAUUCAGAGUCAAUAAUUUUUAAGUAUUUUGACCAACAGUUUGAAAAUGUAUGCUUAAACUCAGGUACUAAGCCAUAGCUGGAAUAUUUUAUUCACCAGCCUUUUUUCAUUUGCAAGUCAUCUUUUUUAAAAAGAAAAAAGAUUAAAUAGUUGAAUAUCAGUUUAGAAACAUGGCUGCUUGAGUUCCAUUUAUCACAGAGUCCUUUACCAUAGGGGUCUUUUAUUUAAGAGGAUUUACCAUGAUGUAAUUCUAGUCACACUUCUCUGAAGUCUCUCAGCCCCACCCACCUCACAGGGUGUUUGUUGUGGGGGAGGAAGGGAAAGGAGAUUGUUAGCUGCUUUGAGACUCCUUCGGGUAGUGAUAAAGCGGGAUAUCAAAUCCAAACUCUCUUCCUCCUCCUCCUCCUCCUCCUCCUCCUCUUCUUCUCCUUCUUCUUCUUCUUCUUCUUCUUCUUCUUCUUCUUCUUCUUCUUCUUCUUCUUCUUCUUCUUCUUCUUCUUCUUCUUCUUCUUCUGGAUUUUAGCCUGGGGGGAAGUUUCUGUAUGAUACCACAGAGCUUACUAGGAGCUUUCAAGUGCUAUAGCAUUCUUGGAAAAGAAGUUGCGAUUGUUCCUCUUUCACCAGUGCAAAUUCUGGGGGGGGGGGUUCUUAAAUAAAGGUGGCUAAGACAUUCUUUUUAACAUGUGAGGGUUAUAUGACCAUAGUUAUUACCUGUUUAUAGGAUACUACUUCAGCUAUUUUAGCACAAACAUGUCUUGGUGCUGCAACACCUGGAGUUUAGGGUGUAGUUUGCCGCUUUAUUAGGAGAUGUAUUGGUUCAAAUCAUUAUCUGCACCCUAGCUGGGACCUAAAACAUUGGUGGUUGGAACGUAAGAAACCAGUGGUUGGAAUUGUUCACUGCUGAAGGGGAAUUGGCUUCAUGGAUCUAGGAUUUCCCUGCAUUAAUGGAGACUUGGAAGCUCUCCCUUUUCCACUUCCAACUGUCAAGAGAUUGACAGCUCUUCUCCCCACACAGAGCUUACUGGUUUCUACAGGUGUAAACUCCUUGACAGGUUUUCAAAAUAAUAAUGAAUAGUUACUGCCACGAGUGGUAAAUAGGUAUUUUUAUUCAUAAGACUUGGAAGAAUUCAGAUGAGAUAGUGAUUUCUACCACCACUACCCAUGCAAUAUUGUUUAAUUCCUAAACAAAGAUUGUGCAUAGUGGUGGGGAACCUCUGGUCUGUGAGCCUAAGAAGGCCUGGUAUGGCCCCCUAAUUUGGCCUAUGAGGCUGUUCCCCUCCCACAAAACCACACCUACCUGAUCCACAUCUGAGAACAUUCCCAAUUGUUCCUUGGUAAGUAGACAGUGCUAAUCAGGUGAUGGGUGCCAACAGAUAGUCCCACUUCAUCUGUUUGCAGGCGUGGUUUGGAUUCAAAUUGAUAAUUUAGAUGUUGUCACCUGAUGUCAUCAUGACUGGUGACUGACUGGUGCACAGCUGUGCUGACCUGUCAGCAUGCCACUGCUGUUACAGACUGUCUGAAAAAUGAUGUAUCAACUUCAAAAAUGGAGGAAUUAUUCCCCCCCAUAGGAAUUUAUAUUGUCUGUUUUGAUGAUAGGUCAUUAGGUUAAAUUAAUUCCUGUAGGCACAGGACCAAUGCAUCACUUAAGAAGGGCUGCAGGCAAGUAGUUAAUUGGCUAAAUCAAGCAUCCCCAAACUUCGGCCCUCCAGAUGUUUUGGACUACCGUACAAUUCCCAUCUUCCCCGUCCAAUGGUCCUGUUAGCUAGGGAUCAUGGGAGUUGCAGGCCAAUACAUCUGGAGGGCUGCAGUUUGGGGAUGCCUGGGCUAAAUGCCUGUUCUGUGCAAGAGAGAGAGAGAGAGAGAGAGAGAGAGAGAGAGAGAGAGAGAGAGAGAGGUCUAAAAACACUAGGCACAAUUCAGAUAAGUUAUGUAUUUUAGGUCCCCUUAGUUUUAAUGGGAGAAUUUUAAGCAUGCACUUGAACUUUGCCCUUUGAAAUCAGUUAGCUUAGUUUUGAACACUUUUAAACUGUACAACUAUCUUUGUGAAUUAUAAUACCAUAUCUGCAUAUUAUAAUGAAUAAAGGAAUAAAGCACAUCUGCCUUCCAGCUGGCUUAAUGAAAUCUGUCUUCCAUUAGCACUUUAGACUCAGCACUUUAGAAGCUUUGGAGUGUUGCAACCUUGGCCCAGUUAAGUAAAAAUUCUCACAGAACGUUGCAGUAUACCUAGGAUUUGUAAACUAUUUUCUGCUAUGUCCAAAAAAUUUCCAUGAGAUGUGCUGGAAUGACCCCCGUCUCUCUCAAAAGAGAAUGUUAAAUUAACAAAGCAUGUAUCUGAAAAGCAAAGGUGAAAUCAAAUGCCACUUGAGCAGACUUCGCAUGUAAAAUGCAGCUUUCUCUUCCCCUAUGCCCACCUGAUCUGUCCCAGAGGACAUCCAAACCUCUGGAGCGGGGGGGGGGGCAUACAGGGGACUGCAGGAGGGGGGAGAGAAAAGUAAGCCCCACCUCAUAAAGGGUUGAAGUCCAUUCUGUUUGCAUGUGGACAGCACUGGUUGCUGCCCAAAGCUAUUUUGAUCACUUACUAAAGUCGGGCCUGUGUCAUGACAUUUUUUGACAAGUGCCUCACUGGCUGCCCAGUAUCACUGGAGUGCUUUCAUGCUACAAUGGAGUAUUGUCUGGAUGCAAUCUAACUGUCUCAUUGACAGUGAAAUGGGUUGGCCGUGUCCAGCUUGAAACAUGAGAACUGUUUCUCUGCUUGUAAUCUGGUGAAAUGCCUGACCAGACUUGGUUGCGACAGACUGUUAAAAAGCAACCUGAGGAAGACAAUACCUUUUGUAGGUGCAAAAUGUAAGGUACAUUUUGUAAGAGAGCUGAUGCCACAGAAAAUCUCAUUUUCAGAGAAUCCUCAGAAUUUUGAUAAGAGUUUAUCUAUGGCAGUGGAAUUUGAAAAUCAUAUCCACAAACACUUUUCAGUUAACUGAACAUUUAAUUUUGCUUGUAUGUUGAUGUCGACAUGUAACGAUGAAAAUGCUUUUAGCAUGUAAAGACAUUCACAGUAUAUACCAGUGUGUAAACUUUCUGAGCUUUGUCAUACUGAACAGUUUAUACCAGUAUGUUUUGCUUGCAUAGAGCAUAAAGCUAAUUACGAGCAUUUGGGGCAGGAGGACUAGUCUCUGCAGGGUUGUGUGUCAUUUGGACUGUAUAUAUAUAUAUAUACUGUAUAUGCAGAAAAAGUGUGGCAUUAUGUAGACUAAACAGGAUCACAAAACUUCUCGUUUUUUGUCAUGGGGAGGGAAGGAAGAGUAAGUGUUAAAAGUGCUCAAAUUUACAUAACAAUCUGGUUCCUUUUCUAUCACUGCAUCCUUAAAAGAUGUGUUACAUUUAUAUGAUCAGCUGUCAAAUAUGUAAAAGCCUGAGUUAAACUUUA